Solanum tuberosum (potato) is the source of this 1057-nucleotide messenger RNA. Its product is annotated as transcription factor TCP13-like. The record is from RefSeq and is a predicted model, not a curated record. Lineage: Eukaryota; Viridiplantae; Streptophyta; Magnoliopsida; Solanales; Solanaceae. Gene Ontology annotation, cellular component: nucleus. The transcript is spliced from 3 exons. Gene Ontology annotation, molecular function: DNA-binding transcription factor activity; sequence-specific DNA binding. The coding region runs from base 209 to 877 and encodes 222 amino acids.
UCUUCUUCUCUCAAGUUGAACGUUCUUUCAAUUACUUAUAUUCUAUAAAAAGUGAAUUUCCUCUUUUGAAACCUUCACACAACCCUUUGUUCAUACCAAAAAGGGAGGAUUAUUGAACUUAAACUACCAGGGAAUUUAGACAUACUGUGAUAUAUACACACAACCAUCAAACAGAAAAUUGCAAGAAAAUCACUGAAAAAAACAAUGAAUGAUACAAAAGAUGAUUACUAGAGAAGUAGAUACAAGUGAUAAUAAGAUUCCAAAAAAAUCAUCAUGGACAAGUUUUAAAGAUCCAAGGAUCGUUCGCGUGUCACGAGCAUUUGGGGGAAAAGAUCGUCACAGCAAAGUUCUUACGGUGAAAGGGGUGAGGGAUCGGAGAGUUAGGCUCUCCGUUCCCACAGCCCUUCAACUAUAUGAUCUUCAAGACAAAUUAGGGCUAGAUCAACCAAGCAAAGUUGUUGAUUGGUUGCUUAAUGAAGCUAAGCAUGAAAUCGACCAAUUACCUCCACUUCAAAUGCCUCCAAUAAGGGAUCAGACCGGGUUGCCUCUGACCGGUCUGAGGAAGGAGACGAUGGUGGUGUCUGAUGAGGAUACAGUGAAACUAGAUGCGCGAAAUCUUGACCUAAAGGACAAUAGCAAUAACAAUAACAAUAGCAACAGCUUCAGUUUUGGUCUUUAUCAGAAUAAUCACUCCUCUCAAUCAGUUCAUUCCGGAAGUCAUCAUGGAGUAGCAGUACAACAUGAAUACGAAGAAAUUCAAAACUUCAAUGUUAUGGCGGCCUUGCCUUCAACAAUUUAUAAUAUGCCAUUAAGUUCACAAGUUCUUGUGUAUCCACCUGCAGGAUUAUCACAAUAUUUUUUCAAUCCACAUAAUUAGACCUGAAAUAUUUGAUCCAAAAGAAUAUAUGCUACAUUUGUUUCCUAUAUUAUGAAAUUCACAGGCUAAAUAAUUGUUGGAAAUUAAACUUCCAAAGUUGUGAUCAUUUGUCAAGGUUGAUAAGUUAAUGUUAAUUAUUGGGUGGUAAUUAAUAUACUAUAUAUAGUGGCAAGAUCUUUU